AUGGCAGAGCCUAUUGCUUCGUUUGCCUCAGUAGCUACCACUGCGGCCCUGUUCUUUAGUGGGGCGUUGAUUAUGCGUGGUGCUGGCUGCACUAUCAAUGAUCUCUGGGAUCGAAAUCUUGAUCCGCAUGUCAGGAGGACUCGGCUGCGGCCAAUUGCCCGUGGUGCAAUUACCCCAUUCAAGGGAAUUGUAUUCACUGGAUUCCAGCUACUUGCAGGGCUAGCCGUUCUGGUUCAAUUCCCCUUACCAUGUCUCGCCUAUGGCAUACCUAGUCUGGCCCUUGUCACGACAUAUCCAUUGGCAAAACGAGUCACCUAUUAUCCCCAAGCUGUCCUUGGCUUGGCCUUUUCGUGGGGAGCAAUCAUGGGCUUCCCUGCACUUGGCAUUGAUCUGCUUUCAAACUCAGCCGCGCUCACAGCCGCAGCGUGUCUCUAUGCUUCGAAUAUUUCGUGGGUUGUGCUGUACGACAUGAUUUAUGCGCACAUGGAUAUCAAAGAUGAUGCAAAUGCCGGUAUCAAAAGCAUCGCCCUGAAACAUGAACAUCAGACCAAGCAAGUCUUGACUGGACUUGCCGUUACACAAGUGGCUUUACUAGGUGCAGCCGGAAUGGCAGCCGGAGCAGGUCCCAUCUUCUUCCUUGGAAGCUGUGGCGGAGCUCUCGUUACUCUGGGAAUCAUGAUCAAGCGGGUGAACCUCAAGAGCGUCAAGAACUGUUGGUGGUGGUUUGUCAACGGCUGCUGGAUAACAGGUGGGGUUGUCAGCAUCGGCAUGGCAGCUGACUAUAUCUCGAGGUCUCUUAAAGAGGCUGAAUCGCAAUCUACGCCGGAUGGAAGAGAAUUAGACGCCUAA
This is a messenger RNA of Trichoderma gamsii, 849 nucleotides long. Its product is annotated as 4-hydroxybenzoate polyprenyl transferase. Bases 1 to 849 code for a protein of 282 amino acids. Gene Ontology annotation, cellular component: mitochondrial inner membrane. The record is from RefSeq and is a predicted model, not a curated record. Gene Ontology annotation, biological process: ubiquinone biosynthetic process. NCBI's taxonomy places the organism in Eukaryota, Fungi, Ascomycota, Sordariomycetes, Hypocreales, Hypocreaceae. The transcript has a single exon. Gene Ontology annotation, molecular function: 4-hydroxybenzoate polyprenyltransferase activity.